AUGGGUGAGUCUUCUGAGGUAGUGUCUCACAAGAGGUUAGAAGGCAAGGUGACAAUUAUCACCGGUGGUGCUAGUGGAAUUGGAGCAGCCACGGUGCAGCUUUUCCAUGAACAUGGAGCCAGGGUCGUCGUUGCAGAUAUCAAAGACAAACAAGGCAAAGUAAUAGCUGAUAAGCUUGGAGAAAAUGUCACCUUCAUCCACUGUGAUGUAUCAGAUGAAGAUGAUGUGAUCAACCUUAUUGACACUACUGUAUCAUUACAUGGAAAGCUGGAUAUUAUGUAUGAUAAUGCAGGGGUCAUGGACCGUUCUUUGGGAAGUAUUUUAGACACCAAAAAAUCAGACCUUGACUUGAUGCUUAAGGUUAACUUGGGGGGUGCUUUUCUUGGAGCCAAACAUGCAGCGAGAGUCAUGAUUCCCCAGCAUAAAGAGCUCGGUGAAUACAGUAUAAGAGUGAACUGCAUCUCACCUUAUGGUGUGGUUACAGGCAUGACUACCAUUACAGACGCUUCGAUGAUACCAAUGGUAGAAGAAAUAUUAAGCAAGGCAGGUAAUCUCCAGGGACAAACUUUGAGGGCAGAUGGUAUUGCUAAGGCUGCACUGUACUUGGCUAGUGAUGAUGCAUACUAUGUGAGUGGAUUAAACCUUGUGGUGGAUGGAGGGUUCAGCAUUGUGAAUCCUACCGUAAUUCAGAAGACACCAAACCAUAAUUACGAUUAG
Molecule: messenger RNA, 717 nt
Organism: Hevea brasiliensis (rubber tree)
Lineage: Eukaryota; Viridiplantae; Streptophyta; Magnoliopsida; Malpighiales; Euphorbiaceae
Product: tropinone reductase-like 1
Exons: 3
Coding region: 1-717 (238 amino acids)
Source: RefSeq, a predicted model, not a curated record